Molecule: messenger RNA, 1812 nt
Organism: Cryphonectria parasitica EP155
Lineage: Eukaryota; Fungi; Ascomycota; Sordariomycetes; Diaporthales; Cryphonectriaceae
Product: Arylsulphatase
Exons: 4
Coding region: 1-1812 (603 amino acids)
Biological process (GO): phenol-containing compound metabolic process
Molecular function (GO): glycosaminoglycan binding; N-acetylglucosamine-6-sulfatase activity; arylsulfatase activity
Source: RefSeq, a predicted model, not a curated record
AUGUACUCUCGAGCUGGGAUCGUUGCCUCUCUGCUUUUUGGUUCAUUUGCUGCCGCCGAUUACGAUGCGGACUCGCACGGUCAACAUGUUCUCAUAGGGCCAUCUGCCGAACCGACGGGCAGCAGUACGCAGCCCAACAUCAUAUUCAUUCUCACCGACGACCAGGAUCUUCACAUGGACUCGCUCAAUUAUAUGCCGUAUCUCCAAGAGCACCUCAUCCACAAAGGCACGUCCUUCAAAAGACACUUUUGUACUACGGCAAUCUGCUGCCCCUCUCGUGUAUCACUCUGGACCGGAAUGCUUGCUCACAAUACGAAUGUCACCGAUGUCAACCCUCCGUACGGGGGGUACCCGAAAUUCCUCUCUCAAGGCUUGAAUGAGAAUUACCUGCCGCUCUGGCUACAGGAAGCUGGAUACAACACUUACUAUACCGGCAAGCUCUUCAAUGCACACAACGUAGAGAACUACAACAGCCCCUACGCAGCUGGCUGGAACCAGUCUGACUUCUUACUGGACCCACACACGUACGACUACCUCAAUGCCACCUACCAGCGGAACCGAGAUGCGCCAGUCAGCCAUGAAGGGCAACACACCAUCGACGUAUUGACGGCCAAGUCGUACGGACUGUUGGAUGACGCCGUGAAACAAGACAAGCCGUUCUUCCUUGGUAUCGCUCCGGUGGCUCCCCACAGCAACCUCCAUCUGAAAGAUGGCAAAGGCGAUCUGAACAACAAUACAGACGUGGGCCUGCUCGAGAUCACGCCUCCUAUCCCAGCAGAGCGUCACAGACAUCUUUUCAAGGAUGCUCAAGUCCCUCGCACCCCCAAUUUCAACCCUGACCAGCCCUCCGGUGCCAACUGGAUCAGGCAGCGAGAGCAGCUGACACAAGAGAAUGUGGAUUUCAUUGAUCACUUCUACCGCGAGCGUCUUCGAGCCCUGCAGUCUGUGGACGAGCUCGUCGAUGGUCUCUUCCAGAAACUGGCGGCGUACGACCUCUUGGACAACACUUAUAUCUUCUAUACCACGGACAACGGGUUUCAUCUUAGCCAACACCGUCUUCAGCCUGGGAAGGAGUGCAGUUUCGAAGAGGAUAUCAACGUUCCGCUCAUCGUUCGGGGUCCAAACGUCCCACAGGGCGAGGUCAGCGAAAUCGUCACCACACACAUUGAUCUAGCCCCUACCAUUCUGGGCCUUGCCGGCGCUCCACUGAGGAGCACUUUCGACGGAGAAGCUGUCCCGCUGACCUCGGAGGGCCUGAAAGACGCCGAGACCACCCGCCACGAGCACGUCACUGUCGAGUUCUGGGGCAUCGCCGUGUUCGAAGGCGUCAAAAAUUUCACGGAUGAUAUUUUGAUUGUCAACAAUACUUAUAAAGCCGUUCGCAUCAUUAGCGAUUCGUACAACUUGCUUUACACCGUUUGGUGCACAAACGAGCACGAGCUCUACGACCUCACGACUGAUCCAUAUCAAAUGCAUAACCUCCUACAUGAGGACGAGCAGGCGUUCGCACCCACGCAACUUCUCGGCGUGCCAAUGGGGAAGGUUGUUGACAGGCUCGACUCGCUCUUGUUUGUGCUCAAAUCAUGCAAGGGACAGACCUGUGUGAAGCCGUGGCACGCUCUUCACCCCCAAGGCAAUGUUGGGAAUCUCAAGGAUGCGCUCUCGUCCAAAUUCGACCAGUUCUACAUCCAGCAGCGACGGAUCGAGUAUGACCACUGUGCUAUGGGGUACAUUGUGGGCUCUGAAGGGCCGCAAUUUGAGAAGGACGGCUAUGUGUACCGACAGGGCAUACCGUGGCACGAGUGGGUGUAG